Messenger RNA from Conger conger (European conger), 2811 nucleotides. It is a transcript of the gene fastkd2, whose product is annotated as FAST kinase domains 2. The transcript has 12 exons. Gene Ontology annotation, biological process: mitochondrial RNA processing; regulation of mitochondrial mRNA stability. Lineage: Eukaryota; Metazoa; Chordata; Actinopteri; Anguilliformes; Congridae. Gene Ontology annotation, molecular function: RNA binding. The coding region runs from base 167 to 2212 and encodes 681 amino acids. The record is from RefSeq and is a predicted model, not a curated record. Gene Ontology annotation, cellular component: mitochondrial matrix; ribonucleoprotein granule.
UCUGCGGAUGUGUAACGGAAGCAAAAUAGACAAACAUCUCCCAGCAGACAAAGAGGACAGCCCUGGAGUUGCGCAAUAUCCGGAUCACGUGUCCAAACCGUAAUGGCUGCGUCCUGCUCGCAUGUGAAAGGAAACACUUGCAGCGUCACUUAAUCAAGAAUACAGGAUGACAGCCUAUAAAUUAGGGCAUGAUCUGCUCAGAGGCACAGCACUACUGCGCAGUGGCGGAUUGCUCUGGCAAGGCUGUAGUUUCCCAGGACUUGGGGGCACUGUUUCAGCACACAGUGGGCAGCGAUAUGCAGGACACUCUUGUCUUUCGAGCACGGCACAGAAGCGGCGGCCAUCGGUCAGCUAUCACGUGUACGCUGUCAGAUUUCACUCUCAGGAGGGGACUAGCUGGCAGGGUCUGAGUGAUUCUGGAGGACAGCAUCAUAGCCCAGAAAACCCUACCAAUGCUAUGGACUUGCCCAAGGAGAGCAUGUCCCAGACUCUCUUCAACGAGCGGCUGAAGGAGUGCUCUUCUCCCACCGACGUGCUGGACCUGGUCGGCCAGUACAAGAUGAAGCUGAGUCAGGUGAGCAGCAGCCUGAUGUGCAUCUGGAAGAGCAUGAAGAAGAUGUCUGAGGAGCAGGCUCGGUACGAGCGGAAGCUGAUGUUAAACCACCCGACCUUCAAGCUGCUGUGCUCCUACGCUCUGCGCAACGCCACCGCGAUGAGGCGCAGCGACCUGGGCUUCUGCCUCUUUGCCGCGGUGAAGCUCGGUUUGCCGCAGAAGAGCCGCCUGGUGCAGACGCUCCUGCGUGCCAUACAGGAAACGCUGGAUGAGUUUGACGAUAAGGCCCUGUCGGUGCUGGCUACUAGCCUGGGGGACAUGGACAGCAGUGAGAACGUGAAUGCGCUCAGGAAAGGCAUUGGGCUGAUGAUGGAGCACAGGGUUUCGGGGAUGAAGAGUGUGGUGUCGCUACAGAAGCUGAUGCGCUGCAUUGGGAAGGACGCCCCCCAGGGGCUGAAGCUGCAGCUGGAGGAAAGGGCUUUAUCCAUGGUGGAUCAGUUCACCCUACCCAACACCCAGUAUAUGGUCAUCACACUGGCUGCCAUGGACUUCUCCUCUAAGCCCCUGUUGGAAGUCUGCUGCAGGAAACUUGCAGAGAACGUCCACGUAAUUCCCACCGAUAGAAUCCUGAAUGUCCUGCGUGCCUGUUGGGUCCUGCGUUACAGCAACUUGCACUUUUUCUCCACUGUUGCCGAGCACCUGACCUCCACCUUUGACAUGUGGAACAACAAACAGUUGAUCAUCUUCCUGUUAAUAUUCAUGGAUCUUGGAUUCCGUCCGGUGUCCCUUUUAGACAUGUUCUUUGGGCGAGUGAUGCAAGACCCAAACUCUCUGUCCCUGAAGGAUGUGCUCGGCAUUCUGAAAGUCUGUUCCCAGCUAAACCACUUUCCUGAAAAUCAGAAACAAGAGUUCCUGGACAGCAUCGUCAGUGUCUUGGAAUCCUACCUUCCCACGAUGUCUCCCAGUGAACUGCUGAGCGGCGUCUUCUCCCUGUGCCUUCUGGGACAGUUCCCUCUCGCACCGCUCGAAAGGUUACUCCGCAAAGAGACUCUGGAUGAAGUUAAAGGGAGUACGAGGGACCGCCGAAUGCUGCAUCUCGUGAACCUGUGUCUGCGGCUGGACCGUCCGUCUUUGCCUGAGGGCCUCGCUGUGCCCCCUGGCGGUGAUGGCACGCUCCUCAUCGACCGGACGGUCACUCAGGAUUGGAAAACGCUAAUACAGAAGAUAGCAGAAGAUGCUGUAUUACAAGAGGGUGUGGUCCUGGAAGAAGCCUACUUUAUAGACUGUUUGAUUACACUGCCCCUGCAAAGGACCGAUCUGAGCACACUGUCUGAAGGAGAAGGCCUGAGCUCACCAUCUGAAGGAGAAGGUCUGAGCUCACCAUCUGCAGGAGAAGGCCUGUGCUCACCAUCUGCAGGAGAAGGUCUCUCUCCAGAGUCCUGUCAGAGGCUGGCGGUGCUGUCCGCCCCGCCGUCGCAGUUCUGCCUCGGGACAUCCCACCCCCGGGGCAUGCUGGUCCUGAUCACGCGGCACCUGAGGGCCCUGGGCUACGGCCUUGUCCUGGUACCUCAGGAGGAGUUUGCCUCUCUGUCGGAGCCGGAGAUGGUGGAGAGGCUGAGAACGCGGAUCUUCCCAGUGAAGGGAGCUGCUGCGGUGUAAGUGCCGCUCAGGAGGCCAGACGUGCAGGGAGCCGCAGGCCCGACCAGGUCUCGCAGCGCUGUACGCUGCGCUCAGCCGGGGGACGUCGCCCAGCGUUAACUUCACAGACAUUCCCCUCCGUGGUGGCUAUAGGGCCCUUUACAACCGUCUCCCAAGAGUGUAGUUCAGUGCCAGCCGUCCUGCUGAAUUAUAUCAUACGGCUCGCAUCAGUGCUGUCAUUUUGUUUAUUUGCCACUUUACACAAUACACUUUCUUUUAUACUACUGUAAAAGGCCACAUCUAUGCACACACACACCCACACCCACACACGUGCCACACACACACACACACACACACACACACACACACACGUGCCACACACACACACACACACACACACGUGCCACACACGUGCCACACACACACACACACACACACGUACGUGCGCGCGCGCACACACAGACACUUGCAUGCACAGUAACCACUGAGAAGCCAACUAUCCAAUUACUUUUUGUCUCCUAAAAUUGAGGGACUCCAUAUGAAUAGGGAUGUAAUCCCUAAAUAGAUCACUCGAUAUGGAUGUAAGGAGACUUAAAUAAAGAUGAUGAAUUUUAACCUCA